Solea solea (common sole) is the source of this 1445-nucleotide messenger RNA. RefSeq names its product claudin-8-like. The transcript has a single exon. The record is from RefSeq and is a predicted model, not a curated record. Gene Ontology annotation, molecular function: structural molecule activity. Gene Ontology annotation, cellular component: bicellular tight junction; plasma membrane. The coding region runs from base 262 to 1359 and encodes 365 amino acids. Gene Ontology annotation, biological process: cell adhesion; bicellular tight junction assembly. Lineage: Eukaryota; Metazoa; Chordata; Actinopteri; Pleuronectiformes; Soleidae.
GUGCCCGGGGAACUAUAAACACAAAAUAAGCAGAAAUCCUCUUUACCCUCAUUGCUCUGGACCAACCAGGUGACAGCAAAGCAUCGUUCCCACAACAAACUGCCUGUAACAGAAAACAAACCGCAUCAGAUGCGAAGAUCCUCACUGCCACUAGCACGACAAUGUCUGAGAUCUCAUAAAAAAGAAUUAGAAUUCUUCAUGGUAACAUAAGAGUGUUGGAUUCUGGACUUUGGACACAGGUGAUUUCUUACACACUGCACAAUGCUUCAAGGAGUCUCAGAGAUUGCUGCAGUGGUCGUCGGGCUGGUCGGGCUGAUUGGAGCUGCGGCUACAACAGGGCUGCCCAUGUGGAAGGUGACCGCUUUCAUCGGAGAGAACAUCAUAGUGAUGGAAACCCGCUGGGAAGGCCUCUGGAUGAACUGCUACCGGCAGGCAAACAUCAGGAUGCAGUGUAAGGUGUACGACUCACUGCUCUACCUGCCCUCGGAGUUACAGGCGGCUAGGGGUCUGAUGUGCUGUUCUGUGGCCUUGUCUGGACUGGGGCUCCUUGUGUCUCUGGCGGGAAUGCGGUGCAUUUCCUGGAUUCAGGGUAAUGAAUGGGCUAAGACCAUUAUUCUGAUGGUUGCAGGUGUUAUGCAGUUUCUUGCGAGCAUUUGUGUCUUCAUCCCCGUGUCAUGGACAGGCCAUGUCAUCAUUAGAGAUUUUUACAAUCCAUUGCUCAUCGACGCCCAGAGGAGAGAGCUGGGAGAAGCCCUCUACAUCGGUUGGGUGACCGGCGCCAUCCUUUUCGCCUCGGCCAUGUUGUUCCUCUGCCGCCGCUUGCCAUCAGAUAAAGGCUCAUUUGACGUGUACCACCCGGCUAACUUACUCAGUUACAAACCAAGACCAAGCAAGCAAACUAUGAUGGGGUAUAAUCCUAUCUCAACUCUUUCAAGCCUCAAAUCAACUCAGUACAGGCCUCCUGUGCUGAACAAUGGCUCAUUUGGACCACAACAUGCAAUGCCACUUCAAACUGUGCCUCAGAUAAUGACGAAUGAUGGCACGUUCAUCCACCCUGCGGCCGUUGCCUACAACCCGGGUUUGCCAGAAAAUGCCUCGUUGUUGUAUCAAGGUAGCAUGGCUCGUCAUCCCUCCAUGCAGAGUUCCAACCAUGUGGGAAGCAUGUAUACUCCAGGAAACUCCUUGUACAUCAGCCAAAACGCCACACCAUAUUCACUGUCGGCCAAUCCCACUGCGUCCUACCAAUCCAGCUUUUAUCCGGUUCCACAAACUCCGAUUUUCAUUGGAUAUAAAAGAUCAGAAGUUGGACCACAGUCUUACAGUGGGAGCAGUACUGUCGGUGGUGGUGUAUACAUCUGAAGUGGAAUUUUGUGGAUGAUGAAAUUUUGAUAAUGGAUUAGUCAUUUUUUUAGAGCUUCUCUUAAAUUAAUUGUAACAAGUUCUCA